UAACAAAUUCUCUACGGUGGAGGAGUGAAAUCGAGAAACCAAUCUAAUCAAAAUCAAACCCUAAAGCGGACGAAGAUGCCGAAGAAGAUGGGAGUAAACAGCAAGGCGGAGGUCGCCAGAUCCCGCAAAAACGCCGCCGAGGCGGAGCAGAAGGAUCGCCAGACACGCGAGAAGGAGGAACAAUACUGGCGCGAAGCCGAAGGCCCCAAAUCCAAGGCGGCGAAGAAGCGCGAGGAGGAAGCCGAGAAGAAGGCCGAGACCGCCGCCAAGAAAGCCGAGGCGAAGCGUCUGGCGGAGCAGGAGGAGAGGGAGCUCGAGAAGGCUCUGAAGAAGCCGGACAAGAAGGUUAACCGCGUGGCGGCGCCGGUCCCGAAGGUGACGGAGGCGGAGCUGAUUAAGAGGAGGGAGGAGGAGCAGGCGGCGCUGGCGAAGAAAUCGGAGGAGGUUAAGAAGAGGCAGACGCGUAUGGCGGGGGAGGAGGAGUAUGAGAAGAUGGUGUUGGUGUCGAAUACGAAUCGGGAUGAUUCGGUUAUCGAUGCGCGUAGUGUUGACGAGGCGUUGGCGAAGAUGACGGUUGGGGAUAAUCUUCCUGUUGAUCGGCAUCCUGAGAAGAGGCUCAAGGCUUCCUUUAAGGCUUUUGAAGAAGUUGAGAUGCCAAGGCUGAAGGAGGAGAAGCCAGGUCUGACUCAUACUCAGUACAAGGACUUGAUUUGGAAGAUGUGGAAGAAGUCUCCUGAUAAUCCUCUUAACCAGGCUGCUGCUGCUGCUGAGUGAAAUGGAACUCGUAACUAGAACAAGGGAAGGUCUCAUAAGGGGGGGAAGAGAGGAUAUGUGAAGUGAAGAGACUUUUGUGUGAGGUGCUUUGGGCAUAUUUUGCCUGACAUUGUUGCUUUUGUGUAAAAACCUCUAUAUGACAUAAGUAGUAGGUAAAAUUGAUAUAGAUACAUGUUGAAGACUGUCUUGGUUGUACGCGUCCAUUAGCCUUCCUUCCAGAUAGGCAAGGUCUCUAGAGAGUCUUGUAAACUCUUUGCGUUUAUUGAGAUCGAAUUUGCGUCUAUAGAAUAUGGGUUGUCU
This is a messenger RNA of Eruca vesicaria subsp. sativa (arugula), 1074 nucleotides long. The record is from the annotation of a GenBank genome assembly. Lineage: Eukaryota; Viridiplantae; Streptophyta; Magnoliopsida; Brassicales; Brassicaceae.